AUGCCUAAGCCAAAUUUUGUUGUUAAGGAACUUCGAUUCCGUCAGUUGAAAAGAAUAGACAUUCCCGUGUCCAAAAAUGAUAUUUCCGGGUCUGAACUAUGUGUCAAUUCCUUUUCGGAUAUUGAGGAGUUUACACGUUGUUAUGAUACGAUUUUGUUAAAUCUUCUUGAUAAACACGCUCCUAUUAAGACGAAAAAGAUGGUUAUGAGACCUGUUGUAUCUUGGUUCACUGAUGAUCUUAAAAAGCUUAAAGCUGAACGACGAAAAUGCGAAAGAAAAAUGCUUCAAUCUGGUUGUUCCCAUGAUAAAGAGCUUUAUUAUAAGACUAGAGAUAAAUACAGUGCCCUUCUUCGUAAAACAAAGACUAGCUAUUAUUCUGAUUGA
Paramuricea clavata is the source of this 384-nucleotide messenger RNA. The record is from the annotation of a GenBank genome assembly. Lineage: Eukaryota; Metazoa; Cnidaria; Anthozoa; Malacalcyonacea; Plexauridae.